This is a messenger RNA of Bipolaris sorokiniana ND90Pr, 1449 nucleotides long. RefSeq lists its product as uncharacterized. NCBI's taxonomy places the organism in Eukaryota, Fungi, Ascomycota, Dothideomycetes, Pleosporales, Pleosporaceae. The coding region runs from base 203 to 1045 and encodes 280 amino acids. The transcript is spliced from 3 exons. The record is from RefSeq and is a predicted model, not a curated record. Gene Ontology annotation, cellular component: plasma membrane.
GUCCAUCAACCCGUCGACCGCCUCAUCCCGCGGCCCAUCCAGGCACUGCCUACUGAGGCCUUGCAUGUGUAGACGCCCUUGCGCAAAGACCAAAAGUGCGACACUCGCACUCAAGCACCCCUACGGUCAACUGACACGCCGUUGACCGGACCGCCGAAGCACCACACCCAUCGUCACAGGACCAGCCUACCAGUCCACCACCAUGGUCUCCUUCAGAUUUGCCUCCGCUCUCGCAGCGGCUUCCAUUGUCGCCAUGGCCUCUGCCGAAGCUGGCUCCCCAACCAUCAAGAACCCCAUCACAACACCCACCGUCACAAAGCCCGCCAGUGCCAUGACCAGCAUCGGCUGCUUCGAGACUGGCUUACCACUCGAGAACCACGGCUCUUACAACUUCCAAUCACCGGGUAACUGCCAACUGGUCUGUCUGCAACUCGACAAGGACGUCAUGGGUUUGUCCGACGGUGAAAACUGUUGGUGUGGAGAUGAAAUCCCUGCCAAAGAAUGGCAAGUCAAGAACGACACAUGUAGCACCACAUGUAAUGGUGAUGACACCUCUGGCUGUGGUGGUAAGAAUCUUCUGUGGGUUGUCCUCACCGGUAACACCAGGAACCAAGUCGACUACUUUCAGCCAUCAUCAUCAUCCAGCAGCAGCUCAUCAGCACCAAAGACAUCUAGCACUGCGCCAUCAUCCACUGCAGUUGCCAGUGCCACCGCCGUUCCGGUUCAGCCACCUCCACAGGAUGACAAGCCCAACACAGUCGCCAUCGCAGUGGGCGUCGUUGUCGGAAUGCUAGGACUGGCAGCUAUUCUGUUCGGUGUUUGGUUCUUGUUGCGCCGGAGACGUCAACAGCAGGCUGAAGAAGACUACCGUCGCAACGCCGCCAAUGUUAACUCGUUCGUUGGCAGUGGCAAGCUGCACACGAGCAAUUCGUCCAUGAAUGACUCUCGUCUGGACCCGAGCUUCAUGGACCGAAGGCAGAGCAACGGCAGUAUCGCAGACAACGAGGACUACUCGAGGCGGAUAUUGAAGGUGACCAAUGUAUGAGCGCCAAAAUAAGAGACACUGCGCACAACGAUUGCGCUCUUCACCUCAGCCCUUCCCACGGUUGGAGUCGCUGACGAACAAAACCUCAAUACCCUCGAUACCGCACACACCUAAUCUCCUUCACCUCAUGUCUCGCACUACGGUGUGCGCGACCACGCAUUGACGACGAGAGUAAGAAUCAUCUUGCGAUUUAGCCCGUUACUAUUCAGUAUAUGACGGAUACACCUUGAGCCAGAAUUGAACGAGGACAGGAAAGAUUUGUAGUAGCAGAGUUUUUGUCCCUCUUCGUGUUAUAUCCCGAUCCUCUUUGUUCUUUUUUAUCACAUUUUUUCUUCUUUUCCAUCUGGGCGUUCGUGGGGUGUUAGAUACCGGGCAAUUGAAUUGGGCAACUUUACAAACUUAAC